Dermacentor andersoni is the source of this 672-nucleotide messenger RNA. The record is from RefSeq and is a predicted model, not a curated record. NCBI's taxonomy places the organism in Eukaryota, Metazoa, Arthropoda, Arachnida, Ixodida, Ixodidae.
AUGGCCCGCUUGACGGACGGCUUCCGGCGGCAGCUGGAGGAGAAGAUGGGCGUGCCGUCGGGGAUUCGCCAGCGCCUGAGCGACGCACAUUGGCAGCGAGGAUGCUUCGUCGACGGCUGUUCGGAUGUAUUCCGAGGCCAAGAAACAGACGACAACCACGAAGAAAUUGGCAGCAAUCGAUUCGAGGGCUGGUAUAAUGACGUUCUGCAGAAGUUGCCAGCUGGUAGCGUCAUUGUUUUGGGCAAUGCACCUUACCACACCCGGCAAGAAGAGAAAUUACCGACUGCUUGGAAGAAGGAAAAUAUAGAAGAGUGGCUCAAAUGCACAAACAUGGUCAACAGCGAAAGGAUUAUACUCAGGCUCCCACCGUACCACUGCAAAUUUAAUACUAUCAAGCUCGGGUGGGCUAAGGUGAAAAAUCGCACUGCUGCGGACAACAGAGACUUCAAGUUGUGCACUGUCGAGGAAGUCUGCAGGGAAAAAGUUAAGCACCUAACCGCGGAAGACUGGGGGAAGAACAUUCACCACGUGAUGGACCUGGAGCCAAAGUUCAUGCUUGACACGUCUGGGAGUGACCACAUCCAACCAAUCAUCCAACUGGGUGAAGAUGGCACUGAAGAAAGCGCUUCCGACUGCGAGCUGUCCGGCAUUGAGCCACUCGACGAAGCGUAA